This is a messenger RNA of Lolium perenne, 1969 nucleotides long. RefSeq names its product cytochrome P450 71A1. Gene Ontology annotation, molecular function: iron ion binding; monooxygenase activity; oxidoreductase activity, acting on paired donors, with incorporation or reduction of molecular oxygen. NCBI's taxonomy places the organism in Eukaryota, Viridiplantae, Streptophyta, Magnoliopsida, Poales, Poaceae. The record is from RefSeq and is a predicted model, not a curated record.
CGGUCGCCGAAGGGUAACCUACUGUGAUUGCCUACUCAGUAGAAUACACGCACGUCACGUGGCAAAACUAGCAACAUUCGAUCAGGCACGCAUCAUCGUCAAGUACAUAAACAUGAGCAGAGUGCACCUGCACGGCUGCACUCGCAAUUUUUAUAUGCAUACGAUGGACGUGUCGUCGCCUGUUGCAUUCUUGCAUUCACCCUUCCUCAUCCCCGUCUUCACCCUGCUUGUGUCCAUCUUCUCCUUCCUCCUCUUCUUCACCAAGAAGUCUCGUCCAUUCGGCAGCAAUGGCGGCAAACGGCUGCCUCCGUCACCGUGGGGUCUUCCCAUCCUCGGCCACCUCCCACUUCUUGGUCCCCUGCCGCACCGGAAGCUCCGGUCUAUGGCCGAGGCGCACGGUCCUGUCAUGCUCCUACGCCUCGGCGGCGUGCCCACCAUUGUGGCUUCCUCGGCGGCCGCAGCGCAGGAGGCCAUGAAGACCCGCGACCUGGCCUUCGCGAGCCGCCCUUCGGUGCGCAUGGCGGAGCGGCUGCUCUACGGCCACGACAUGGCCUUCGCCCCCUACGGAGAGUACUGGCGCCAGGCGCGCCGCGUGUGCGUGCUCCACCUCCUAAGCGCUCGCCGCGUCGCCUCGUUCGGCCGCGUCCGUGAGCAGGAGGUCGCUGCGCUGCUCGACCGUCUCCGACGCGUCGCAUGCGCCUCGGCCGGCUCGCGGCCUGAUGGUGAUAACGCCGUGGUGAACCUGACCGACGAGCUCAUCUCCUACACCAACGCGGUGAUCUCGCGGGCCACGUUCGGCGACGACGGGGGCUACGGGAUAAACGGCGGCCUGGCUGAGUUGUUCGCCGACUUCGAGGAGCUACUGGGGACGGCCACGGUGGGGGAGUUCGUGCCGUGGCUGGCGUGGGUAGACACGCUGAUGGGACUGGACGCCAAGGCGGCGCGCAUGAGCAAGAUCAUGGACGGGUUGCUCGAGCAGGUCAUAGCGGACCACCGCCAACGUCGACUCGGCGGAGGACGGCUUGUUGGCGACGGCGAGGAAGAUCACCGAGACUUCGUGGACGUGCUGUUGGACGUGAGCGAGGCGGGAGAGGACGCCAGAGGAAUCCAGAUCGACACGGUCGGCAUCAAGGCCAUUGUCCUGGAUGUGUUCGCCGCUGCGACUGACACGACCUACACCACUCUGGUAUGGGCCAUGGCGGAGCUCAUCAACCAUCCAACCGAAAUGCGCAAGCUCCAGGACGAGAUCCGAGCAACCGUCGUCGGCAAUGGCGGCAACCACAUGAACGUGGACGACCUCAGCAAGCUGCACUACCUCAGAGCGGUGAUCAAAGAGACACUCCGGCUGCACGCGCCUCUGCCGCUCCUCUUGCCCCGGGAGACGCUCGAGGACACGGAGCUGCUAGGCUACCACGUGCCGGCGCGGACGCGCGUGGUGAUCAACGCGUGGGCCAUUGGCCGCGACAUGGAGACGUGGGAGCGCGCCGAGGAGUUCAUGCCGGAGCGGUUCAUGGAUAGCCCGGCGGAGUACGAGGUGGGGCAUGGCGACUUCAGGUCGGUGCCAUUCGGCGCCGGUAGGAGAGGGUGCCCCGGGGUUGGUUUCGCCGUGCCAUCGAUCGAGCUGGCCCUUGCGAGCCUGCUGUACCAUUUCAACUGGGAGCUACCGGCGGCGGCCGAGGCGUCAAAGUUGGACAUGAGCGAGCUGUAUGGGCUAUCUGUACGUCUCAAGGCCAACCUGUGCCUGGUUGCCAAGCCGUGGUCUCCUUGAUCAAGUUGUUCGUGGACUUGGCAAGUUGGAAACUUGGGAUUGCUUGAAGACGACUUAGUUAAGGUGCUGCUUUCCGUGCAUCUACAGUAUGAAUGUUCGUAUUUUGUACUCGCAACUAUAGGGUAUUAUGUAUCUAUUGAAUUAGUUGAUACCCCGCGCGUUGCUGUGGGAAUGAUAAAUAUUUUAUAUAUAUGCAGAAAA